AUGGCGCCCGUGAUGACCAACCCGUCUGUCAUCAUUUGGCCAUCCGCCUUAUCGUUGCCGGUCGACGUCCAAUCUGCCCGUCGUCUCGACCGAUUUGCCCCCCCGAAAGCGGCAUUCCGAGUCGGCAAUUCCGCGAUUCUUACGUCAGCAUCUCCGCCCCGCACUUCGGGUCAUUCCGUCCCGAUUCGUCCUCGUCUGCUUAGUCAAGCUCUCCGCCAGCAAACCAUCGUUGCUAUUGGGCACGGCAGCUGCCAAUCGGCGGAAGAAGGCAUAUCCGCAAGGACCGCAGUACCACAAGGGUUUAACAAGUCUACAACAACUCCCACGAGGCACGUAACGUUCAUAUUAUGGCCUGGCUAG
Molecule: messenger RNA, 360 nt
Organism: Uncinocarpus reesii 1704
Lineage: Eukaryota; Fungi; Ascomycota; Eurotiomycetes; Onygenales; Onygenaceae
Exons: 1
Coding region: 1-360 (119 amino acids)
Source: RefSeq, a predicted model, not a curated record